GGUCGUUCAAUGAGUUUAACCAUACAUGAGAAUGAAUGCCGAGAUUUGUACAGUUGACAGCUACCCUCGAGUAUGUCUGCAAGCGUGGACGGAGUAAGUGACAUUAUUGGGACGUGUUUUUGCAGUAUAACCGUCGGAUGUACCUGCAAGUGAUUGGUAGCGUUGUCAGGAGUUGAGCAUGGGGACCUUCAUGGAUGUCACAUACAGCUAUGUCUACUCUCUGUGUCAGUAUUUCAAGGGAGCCUGGCCUCUCAGUCUCAUAUAUGGCCAGAAUCUUAAGAAGCCGUCGCAGGAUACAACAGGAAAGAUCUACCAAGCCUUGGAUCUCCUGAUAAACAGUGCAGACUCAAGGACUUUGAAACAGGUCCAUAGUCUGAUAGAGUCACUGCCUGAAGAUGAGGAUCUUCUGUGUGUGGUUGAUCCUGUUGAUGGAUUUGACAUCCUGCAGCAUGCUGUGAUCAAGCGUCUCAAGGGCUUGGUGAUGCUGCUACUUUGGAAGCAGCACUGUCCCAACCGGUACUCUUGUAGUCCACCGUUACACAUAGCAGCUUUCUUGGGACACAUAAGUAUCAUUGAAAUACUGCUGAAGUCAGGAGAAGCUCCUGCAGAUGUUGUUGGGAUGUGCUAUCCUGAUUCCCAUCAGCCAACUGGACAUCAGAACUUUUUGUUUGGCUUUACACAAGUGCCAAUUUACAACUGCCAGAGAAACAAGCAUAGUGCUAUUGAGUGUGCCAUUAGUCAAAAUCAUGUUGAAUGCUUGGACCUUAUGUUAAAUUUUGUCAAAGGUAAGUCAAAGGCUGCUUCAGUUUCCCCAGUGAAUAUGAUGCACUUUGCUUGCAAAGAAGGGGCAGCUGGUUGUAUUUCUUACUUCUUGAAGCAUUACCCACAGUGCAUUAAUGAGUACAAUGGUGACGGAGACACCCCAUUGCUGACAGCUGUUCCCUGGGGUAGAGAGUGUGUGAAGAUACUUGUGGACAGUGGAGCAGACUUGCAUCUGGUGUCAAAAAAAGAUCAAGAAACAGCAUUGCACAGACUGUACAGGAUGAACAUUGAUGGUCUGUUUUCAAUCCAUGAUACAACAAAAUAUCUUCUUACCACUGGAAUUGAACAGGACAUCAAUGCUUUGACAACACUUGGCGAGACAGCCCUCCACAUGCUAGUCUCCCACAUCUCCUACACUGGAGGGAAUUAUGUGAAACAAAGUCUAAGGAAAGUGCCCAGAAGCUUCUUGCAGGAGAACUAUCAGCAGCAGGUUGUGAACAGUUUGAAGACCCUUCUCUCCUUUAAUGCAGAUCCAGCAAUGUUAAAUGGGUAUGGUCUUCAGGCGCUGAGCAGGAUGCUCCACAUUGCCCUGAAAUCCUGUAACCCUGACAACCCAUGUCCUUGUGUUCAGACAUCCAUAUUUACCUACUUAAUCAAAGACUACAGGAACAACUACUGGUCUCUGGGCCAAGCCAUGAAAAUACUGUUCCAGCACAAUGCAAAUCCUAACUUUCAGUGUCAGUUUGGUCAUAGUCCUCUUGUGCUGCUUUUGAACUGUCUCCUUUGUGAUUCUGUUGAGGAACUCAUAGCUCAAGCAGAUGAUGUUAUUGGGGCAUUUGAGGUGCUACUUGUGAAUGGUGCACAGCUGAACUUUGUUGCAGGGAACCAGGGUACAUGUGCAACGUUGAUAGCCAUGGUGUGCCAGAAGUACUUUAGUCUCGAGGAUGACGCUCAGUACGAUACCACACAGUUGGAUGACAAAGUAAACGAACAUGGGCCUACAAAAUUUCUGUAUGCCAAACUUGCGGACCGGGUUUUGUGUCUUCUCUUGAAGUAUGGUUUAAAUGCAAAUCAUAAGAGCUCAAGGACAUGCCCUUAUCCCAAGGGAGGUAGUGGAAAUGCUCUUAUUGAAUUUGUGAGAUUAACAAUGUUGGCUAAGACAACCAAAGAUUUCUGUGUGAUUCAUAUGUGGCUGAAGACACUUUUCCAGUGGGGGGCCAACCCAGACAUCGAACCGUAUCCCUCCGAGCCAAUUAUCUGUCACUCGCAAAGCUCAAUCUUUUUAAAGAAGCAAGGGACACAGCCAGUGAACCACUACAUUCAUGAAGUGAAGGAGAGAGAGUCCAUGUUUACUGAUGGUCGGGCCCAGGAGCUGCUGCUCCUCUUCUACAACACCAUGGAACAUGCCAUCCUCUAUGAGUGCCUCAAUGCUGCCAAGACCAUGGCCAGGUACCACCCAGUAGAUGUCAAUGGCCGUGACUUUUUGAGUCUCCUCAACCAGUUGUCAGAAAAUCCUCGGAGUCUGAAGCAGAUUGCGAGAGUUCAGAUAUACAAAGCAUUGGAUAGGCAGUUAGCUGUCAAAGUGGAUGAGCUGCCUGUCCCAAGGCUGCUGAAGACAUACCUUUUGGACAUUCAGUAGCUUCAGUUUGCUGUUUUCGGUUGCUGUGCUGUUUGUGUUAGUACACUGACCGUUGAUGAUGCUAGUCCAUUCAGUUUACAGAGAACUGAUAGUCAUCAAACACAAACAUAGUAAACCCUGUGUGUGAGAGACUGUUUAGUUGGGCACUUGAGUAUUUUCAUUGUUAUUGGUUGUAGUGGAAACAUGUAAAUAUCGGAGAACCAAAGACAGAUUAUGUUUACCGUCAGCAUUGUAAUGGUUUUGUCAGCAUUCUAGUGUUUAUGUCACCUUGAUUACCUAUUCAUGUUUCUACGUUAUCAGUGUAAACAUCCAACAAGUACUCAAAUCAACUUGUUUGAGUGGCACUAAGUACUCAAAUCAAAAUCAACUUGCACAUCAUGUCAUUCUGUUAUUCCUGCCCCAGCAAUAACCUUGUACUCUAGCGUUGUACAAAUCAGGCCCUGUUUGAUGAAGUUACCCUUCAUCCUGAGUCAGAAUUUGCUCGCCAUGCCGAAGACCCGGGUUCGAUUCCCCACAUAGGUACAAUGCAUGAAGCCUGUUUCUGGUCUUCCCCGCUGUGAUAUUGCUGGAAUAUUGCUAAAAGCGGUGUAAAGCCAUACUCACUAACUCACUCACUCACUCAUCCCGAUUCAGUGUCUGAGUAGCACUGAUCAUAUUAGUGCUAUAUUUGCUUAGUAGACUGGGGUCUUCUUACUUCCACAUACUGAACUAAGUACUUAGACUAUCUUAAACUGAUGCUAAGGUGUAGUCAUCAUGAUCAUCUAAGCCAAUUGUGGAGUGGAGCCCUGUUCUUGUUUCAAUAUAAUUUCUGCCUUUAAACAAAUCUUCAGAAUGAUCUGGGGCGGUGGGGUAGCCUGGUGGUUAAAGCGUUUGUUCGUUCGUCACGCCGAAGACCCUGGUUCGAUUCGCCACAUGGGUACAAUGUGUGAAGUCCAUUUCUGGUGUCCCCUGCCGUGAUAUUGCUGGAAUAUUGCUAAAUGCGGAGUAAAACUAAACUCACUCACUCACUCACUUCAUAAUGAUCCAGAAGCAUGAAACAGCUAUCUUGUUUGGUUUAGUAGAAAAGUCUCUAAAUAAUGUUGAAUGAUGCAUGUGAAGGACUUUCUUUGAUUAUGAGAAAGUAUAGAAUAACUGCUGUUAUCAUCAGGAUGUAGAGAAAUGAAACAACUCAGUGUAUAUGAGUGAUGUGAUACCAUGCUGGUGAUAAACAUUUAGAUUCAUUAAUACAGUAUUAGAUACACCAUAUAUACACGGUCCUAUUCUACUGUCACUAUAUGUUUUUAUUCUACUCUCCCUCAUUAGAUAUAAACAGGCCGAGGGUUGGAGUUUUAACUUCUAUGUGGCUAUCAUGGUAGGGUUUACAAAAUUAUUAUAAUUAAUAAUAAUAAUAAUUAGUAAAAUAAUUAGUCCAUUAAUAUUGCGCUAAAUCCACACCGACAGCAUGCUCAUAGUGCAGGAUUAUUAUUAUCCCGGAUAACCCAAGCUGCCUGUAAGGUGCUAGAAGGUUAAUAGUGACAUGACUUAUCCCACCGGGUACCCAUUUUAUAAAUGAAGUGAUUAUAAAAUAUUGUAACAUUUGAAAAUCAUGGAAAAAGCAUAAAAUAGAUUCACAUUGCCAGUACUUGAUUUUCUAUGCAGUAGUUCAUCCAUUAGAGGGGUGGUGAGGUAGCCUAGUGGUUAAAGCGUUAGCUCAUUACGCCGAAGACCCGGGUUCAAUUCUUCCAAUGGGUACAAUGUCUGAAGCCCAUUUCUGGUAUCCCCGCCAUGAUAUUGCUGGAAUAUUGCUAAAUCUACUGAGAUAAAACUAAACUCACUCCUCUCACUUCAUAAUGAUC
Molecule: messenger RNA, 4236 nt
Organism: Haliotis rubra (blacklip abalone)
Lineage: Eukaryota; Metazoa; Mollusca; Gastropoda; Lepetellida; Haliotidae
Biological process (GO): protein localization to ciliary inversin compartment; intracellular signal transduction
Cellular component (GO): ciliary inversin compartment
Molecular function (GO): protein binding
Source: RefSeq, a predicted model, not a curated record